AUGCUGAAAAGCUUCAGCCGUUGGCGCACCUGGUAUGCUGCAAAUUUUGACUGGAACAAUCACGAGCUUCGCGAUGUCGAGUACGAACCUAUCUGGGGUACCCAGUACGUCCGUAAGAUGGUUCAGCGACACGAGGCCCUCGGGCUCUCCGACAACGGAGUGACCGUGGUGAUGCUGGGAUACUUUUUUAUCACAAUGGCAACCACCGUCCCCGCUGCUGUGUGGAUGAUCAUACACAUCCUACUCGAUGAAGAUGUGCUCCGACGGGUUUGGUACCAGAUCGGUCCGGCGUUCCAGUCCACAGGGGCCGGAGAGCGACCAGAUAUCAAGAUGUUGAUGAAAGACCCACUCCUCAACUCCAUCUACUACGAAACACUCAGGCUACGUGUCACGAGUACUGUUGGUCGAACAUCCAUCGACGAAGGGUUGAAUCUCGCUGGAGGCUGGAACGUCAAGGCUGGCGAGCCCAUCAUGUGUACUGGCCGGCUUGCGGGACUGGAUGAAUCCUUUUGGAACACCGGCCAGCCCCUGUCUACUGACCAGCCUUCGCACCCUCUGGAAACCUUCUGGGCUGAGCGGUUUCUCGAUUGUCCAGGCAGCACCAGUCUCAGCGGACCGAUGAAGAAGAAGCACGUCCAGCCUAUACGGGAUUCUCCAGGUCAUCUUUGCGUCGGUCGCGAUACUGUUGCAAAAUUAUGA
Molecule: messenger RNA, 699 nt
Organism: Fusarium poae
Lineage: Eukaryota; Fungi; Ascomycota; Sordariomycetes; Hypocreales; Nectriaceae
Exons: 3
Coding region: 1-699 (232 amino acids)
Molecular function (GO): oxidoreductase activity, acting on paired donors, with incorporation or reduction of molecular oxygen; iron ion binding; steroid hydroxylase activity
Source: RefSeq, a predicted model, not a curated record